Messenger RNA from Opisthocomus hoazin, 379 nucleotides. RefSeq names its product guanylate cyclase activator 2B (gene GUCA2B). The record is from RefSeq and is a predicted model, not a curated record. Gene Ontology annotation, molecular function: guanylate cyclase activator activity. NCBI's taxonomy places the organism in Eukaryota, Metazoa, Chordata, Aves, Opisthocomiformes, Opisthocomidae. Gene Ontology annotation, cellular component: extracellular region.
AAAGAAAAUCUGUUCCGGUAAGGAAAGGCUACACUUUGCAGGCACUAUGAAAGGCUUUCUGUCCUUUACACUCCUCGCAGUCCUUCUACUGGUGCACAGCUCCCAGGCAGUCUACGUCCAGGAUGGAGACUUGAAAUUCUCCCUUGAGUCUGUGAAGAAGCUAAAGGAGCUUAUGGAUGAGAACACACGCAUCAACCCUCGCAUGGCAGCUUUAGUGGCUAGCUCUUCUCCAUGUGAUGAAGAAGAUCUCCCUGAGGAGCUCCAAUCUGUGUGCAAAAGAGAAGAUGCAGCCAUGAUUUUUGAGAGGCUGAACCUGGCUGUGCGAGAAGCUGAUUUGUGUGAAAUCUGUGCCAAUGCUGCCUGCGCUGGCUGCUUCUGA